AUGCAGGCUACUGAACCCAGUACCCACUUCAAAACACACCCGGUGCCAAUUCUGCCAAGGACAUUUACUGACAAUCUAAUGUGUUCAUCUACGAAUUCCACAAAAUGCUCUACAACCACCCAAUCUGUUCCUUCACUUCCCAAAGGAAAGAAAUCCAAACAUAGGCGGCCCACUGUGAACAAAACUGCUAUAAGCCACAAGUGCCCAUACAUUGGUUGUGAAAAGUCUUACACCAAGAGCUCACACUUAAAGGCCCACCUCCGUACACACACAGGGGAAAAACCUUACGUGUGUGGAUGGGAUGGUUGCUAUUGGAAGUUUGCCCGUUCCGAUGAACUCACUCGCCAUAUACGUAAGCACACCGGUGUCCGCCCAUUCCAAUGUAUGAUGUGCCAGAAGAAUUUUGCCCGCUCUGAUCAUCUGGCUCUGCACAUGAAACGGCACAUAGUGAAUGUUACGCAAGCAAUAUGA
Molecule: messenger RNA, 471 nt
Organism: Staurois parvus
Lineage: Eukaryota; Metazoa; Chordata; Amphibia; Anura; Ranidae
Source: the annotation of a GenBank genome assembly